ACAAAAAGGUGUAAAAGUUGCCCAUUCACCACCAUCUUCCUUGCCGCAAGACCUCUCUGGGAAGUUUAGUUCAGUUAAUUUAAUAAAUCUGGACUAAAAAGCAACUCUCAGUAAUGAUGACCAGGGGUGUUUAUUCAGCACUGACAGGAUUACAAGAUGGAUUUCACCUUCCAAGCUGACCAACUGCAAGCUUUGUCAAAACUGUUGUCCUGUUCAGAUCGAGAUGAGGCGGAAUUGGAUGAGGAGCCUUGCGCAGGAAGCUUUGAACUGAAUCCUGGGCAGAUUGGGCCAACAAACCGAUCGACUCCCACAGCUAAAGAAGAUUUCAAGCCUGAAAAACCUUCAGACCCCAAACGGAUCUGGUCAGAGGAUGAUGUGCCUGAGGGGUCAGAGUUUGAGGAUAUCUGGGAUCCAAGAAAACAGCCUGAAUAUGAGAUUUUGUUCAAACAACGAGUUGGUACAGAGGAUGUGUUUUUCGGCUUGAGCAGAAAGGAUAGCUCCACAGCCUGCUGUGAAGACAUGGUGAUCAAAAUCAAGCUGCCAGAUUGCAAACCAACAGAUGUCACUCUGGACAUUAAAGAACGGUUUCUUGCUCUUCGAUCACCAGACUAUAAACUGGGAUUGCACCUGCCUCAUCCAGUCGAUAGUAAGAAUGGAAAAGCGCGUUUCAACUCAGACACUCAGACACUGGAAGUUACCUUAACUAUGAAGAGGGAGUUUGAUUUCAUUAACUUUGCUUGAACCAAGUAAUGAGGAUGAGAAGUUUUCAGUGGAGUAGAAUUGAGUUAAAAUUGUUGUCAGAUACUUUGUGUAUUCGAGCACUGUCUGUCGAUAUUUAACAUGUUGGUUUAAAAGAGGCAGUUCCAUGUAUAUUCCCCAUUCUAGAAGAAAAAUAGGAUUAAAGGAAUUCCAUUACCAUUUUAGCUUCGUGCAAUAAAAUCAUAAUUUGUAAAAGUAAAACAAAUGUUAAAUUUCACAGUAGUCUUGAUGUUUCUGGUGAUUGGAGUUCAGUGGAUUCCUAUGGGCAUUAAUGGUGAGGGAAUUAUUGUUUUAAACCACGAGUAGCGCUGGCUUGUGACUGUAAUGCUCCACUUCAGUAGUACAGCAAAUUUUUAUUGUUUGCUUUGCGAAAAUGUGAAACAGCUUGACAAAGACUAAUAUUUAAGCAAUAAUGAUGCUGUGAUUUUGAUGUAUGUUCAAAAAAUUGGGAAUGAAGCUUGCACCGAAUUAGUUUUCCGACUCUCAGAUUUGAAUUAGAAGGCAUACAGAAGCAAGGACACAUGUACUAAUCAACCCCACUGCCCUGUGGCCGAACUCUUCAACUCCCCUUCCACUCCGCCAAGGACAAACAAAUCCUGGACUUACUCCAACGCCAAAUUCUAGCCACCCAAUGCCUGGAGGAAGAACACCUCAUUUCUGCCUUCGGACCCUCCAAUCAAAUGGGAUCAAUGUCGAUUUCUGAUCUCCCCUCCCCCCACCUUAUUCCAGAUCCAACCUUCCAACUUGGCACCGCCCUC
Molecule: messenger RNA, 1517 nt
Organism: Chiloscyllium plagiosum (whitespotted bambooshark)
Lineage: Eukaryota; Metazoa; Chordata; Chondrichthyes; Orectolobiformes; Hemiscylliidae
Source: RefSeq, a predicted model, not a curated record